Paramuricea clavata is the source of this 1821-nucleotide messenger RNA. Lineage: Eukaryota; Metazoa; Cnidaria; Anthozoa; Malacalcyonacea; Plexauridae. The record is from the annotation of a GenBank genome assembly.
AUGCAAACAACAUUCACCUCUGCAAGCUCCAUUUCAAACCAGAAUGCUUUAAUAUUUGUAAGUAUCAUCCUUAUAAAUUCGUGUUCAUGUGGUAUUUGAAUUUUGAAUUAACAUAUUUGGUAUAACAUGUCAAUGCCAUGUAGGACCUCUGCAGCUAUAAUCCUACUCAGAUCAUAUUGUUGUGUUAAAAAUGUAUAUAAUGAUUAAGUUUUUUAUUUAUUUGCUUGUAUAACGUUUAUUUUAGACCCUAAAAGGAAGUGUUCCUAGUGACAAUCUACCGAUGAGAAGGUAUGAUGUUGUGAAACCAGAGCGACAGGUAUUAUUAAGAUGAAAUAAGGGAUCUAUCAGCUAGUGGCAACUCACCAGAAGAAACUCCUAGCCAAGUUGUAAAAACACCAAGCUUGGAAAGUGUUAUUAAGCAGGUGCAAGAUAGUGUUCCUUCCUAGAAAUUUGAUAAUUCUCCUGAUAAUGGUGUUAAACUAGAACUCUAUGAUGAUCUACAUAGCCUGCCUCAAUAUGCUGUGCUAAUUCAUUCCUCUCUGGAAUUUACUGUCGCCAUAUAUAAUUGGCUGAUCAAACAGGAUCAUCCUAUUUAUAAGGAGCUAAAACGUUCAGUGAUGUAUCAUUCCAUGUGUGAACUGGUAAAUAUUAUUGAAGAGUCCUCAUCGUGUCAGGGUUUACCAGAUAUUGAUGCGUUGUCAGUUGUUGUAGAUCCUACUUCAAAAGUAACAACAUCUGGUACUAUUUUAUGCCACUCUAUUCCCAAAUCCCUAACAUCUGAGCAGACCCACAUUGAUACCUCGACUGUACUACAGUCAGUGGACUGUGAAUUAAUUGGUACAUCUUUAGAGGAACAGCAGUGCAAAUCAUCACUUGCAGCAUGGGGGCCUGCAAGGAACCACUUGCAGCAUGUCGGCCUGCAAAACUUUGGGCAACUGUAAUUAAGUGACCGGCUGCAUUGUAAGCAGUUUGAAGAGAGACUUCAAACACUUGAAAAGAAAAUUGAAGCUGAUGGUAUACAUAUUGAUGAAGCAGUAGAUAAGGAUAUCCUGCAAAUUAUGAGUGGCCAAAACCUGGAUGCUACUCCACAUAUCAACUUUUUCUGGGAGCAACAAGUUAAACUUCUAAAAUCAAACAAGCUUGGAAGAAGAUAUCAUCCACCAGUUAUUCGAUUUGCCCUGUCCUUAAAUGCCAAGUCUGCUCUGGCCUUCCUUGCUCAAGGACUGUGUACUGAUAUGAAACAUAUUGUACGUUUGAUACUAUUUCACAGGUAAAUAAUUGUUGGGUUAAAAGGGUUAAAAAAGUAGGGGUGCUUAUCAUUUUUACUUGACAUAGUCACAGAAAGCCUGGCAGUAGCUUCAGGAUUUUCAUGCUUGUUUGUAAUGUAGAUUUCAUCUUUGAAUUUUGUGAGCAUAGCUUUUGCAACCGAUAUUUGCAUGUUUACCAAUAUUACAUGGGAAAGUAAUUGUUUCUUAUUAUUUCAAAUAUUUUAAUUAAAUCAAAAUAUUAUAAAUACCUUCAUUAUUUAUAAAUACCUUCAUAAAUAUCUCCUAUUAUUUUAACGUUGAAGAGGCCUGAACCUUAUUUGAAAAAUACCUGUUAUUCAGCUGGAUUACUUUUCACUUUCCACCGUAUUCAGUGUCCAGCUGGAUAGCAAAAAACUCUAUGCGGUGCACAACUACAUGCAACCACAUCAGCUCUUAUGUACUGUAAUUUUAUUACAGGAAGUUUGACAUUGUAUCAAUUGAUGCCAAUUUUCUGGAAAAUUUUUUCUGUUCUGGAAGUUUCUUUGGAUCUGAAGGUUGUUGCAGCAGUCGAUGA